UUCCAGCAGCUGUUUCUCCCGAGGAUUCAUGGAGCAAAUCUGAUUCACAGUACAAUGAUAAUGUUGUGGAAACAGCUCACGUUAUGGAGCGGAAGGGAAGUAUAGUGUCAAGGGCCAACAGCAUUGGAUCAACAAGUGCAUCUUCAGUACCAAACACAGAUGAUGAAGAUAGUGACUAUCAUCAGGAGAGCAUUAAAGAUACCUACAAAGACAGAUGCCGGCAGGCACACACACAGGCUGAGCAGAAGCGCAGGGACGCCAUAAAGAAAGGCUAUGAUGAUUUACAAAGCAUUGUCCCCACCUGCCAGCAGCAAGACUGCUCUAUCGGAAGCCAGAAGCUCAGCAAAGCUGUUGUUCUGCAAAAGACUAUAGACUAUAUUCAGUUCCUGCACAAAGAAAAGAAGAAGCAAGAGGAAGAAGUGUCCACUUUACGCAAGGAAGUGAUGGCGCUGAAAAUCAUGAAAUCAAACUACGAGCAGAAUAAUCCACACGAAGGCACAGAUCAGGUAUCUGACCAGGUGAAAUUUGGCGUUUUUCAGGGGAUAAUGGACUCUCUCUUCCAGACCUUCAAUGCCUCCAUCUCUGUGAACAGUUUAAAAGAGCUAUCUGCCUGUGUCUUUAGCUGGAUGGAAGAACACUGCAAACCUCAGGUAUGGAGAGCCUGA
Bombina bombina (fire-bellied toad) is the source of this 665-nucleotide messenger RNA. RefSeq names its product max-like protein X. The transcript has a single exon. NCBI's taxonomy places the organism in Eukaryota, Metazoa, Chordata, Amphibia, Anura, Bombinatoridae. Gene Ontology annotation, cellular component: nucleus. Gene Ontology annotation, molecular function: protein dimerization activity; RNA polymerase II cis-regulatory region sequence-specific DNA binding; DNA-binding transcription factor activity, RNA polymerase II-specific. Bases 84 to 665 code for a protein of 193 amino acids. Gene Ontology annotation, biological process: regulation of transcription by RNA polymerase II. The record is from RefSeq and is a predicted model, not a curated record.